GUCAAAGUUAGUCAUCCUAAUGAAUCUCUUACGCAAGUUAUGAAAGAUGCCGGUGUACUGUGGAGAGAAAUGACAGAAAGUGACAAACAGAUAUAUCGAGACCGGCAAAACGCAGCGAGGGAACGUUACAAAAAUGAAAUGCAGCAGUACAAGGGAAAACGAACUCUUACGUUUCAAGAUAAGCCCAAAAAAUCUAACAAAAAAGCAACUGUCGUUGAUUUCUCUGGUCGACCCUUAUUUAAAGACUUUGACAAUUCUUCAGGCGAAGAGACGUCUUACAUGGACAUUGAGCUGGAAAAAAAAUCCAAUAAAAAGGUUGUAGUUGGAUCAUCCCGUAAUUCCGUUCGUUUUACUCCAAAAAAAGAAGUCGUUAGGGAAGAACCAAUUAUCUUACAUCAUGGACAACGAAUGAUUUCUCAGUUAAAGAAUAUCAAGAAAUCGGAUUCCACCGAACCAAAUCUUGUGGAAGGAUCAGAAAAACGC
Racocetra persica is the source of this 483-nucleotide messenger RNA. The record is from the annotation of a GenBank genome assembly. Lineage: Eukaryota; Fungi; Glomeromycota; Glomeromycetes; Diversisporales; Gigasporaceae.